Molecule: messenger RNA, 3504 nt
Organism: Phyllostomus discolor (pale spear-nosed bat)
Lineage: Eukaryota; Metazoa; Chordata; Mammalia; Chiroptera; Phyllostomidae
Gene: SACM1L
Product: SAC1 like phosphatidylinositide phosphatase
Exons: 20
Coding region: 104-1885 (593 amino acids)
Biological process (GO): phosphatidylinositol dephosphorylation
Cellular component (GO): endoplasmic reticulum
Molecular function (GO): phosphatidylinositol-4-phosphate phosphatase activity
Source: RefSeq, a predicted model, not a curated record
GGGUGCUGCGGCCGCGGCGCCAGGGUGACCGGUGGCGCCGUAGCCGAGGUGGCGGCGCGGGGCGGGGCAGGCGGAAAGAGGAGGAAAGAGGUGGUGGUGCAGGAUGGCGGCGACGUGCAGGAUGGCGGCGACAACCUACGAGCGGCUGAAUCUGCACAUCACACCCGAAAAAUUCUACGUGGAGGCCUGUGACGACGGGGCGGAUGACGUGCUCAUCAUCGACCGCGUGUCCACGGAGGUCACCCUCGCAGUCAAGAAAGACAUUCCUCCUUCAGCUGUCACGAGACCGAUAUUUGGCAUACUGGGCACGAUCCACCUGGUGGCAGGAAAUUAUCUGAUUGUCAUUACCAAAAAGAUAAAAGUAGGUGACUUUUUCAAUCAUGUAAUCUGGAAAGCAACAGAUUUUGAUAUUCUUUCUUACAAGAAGACCAUGUUGCACUUAACUGAUAUUCAGUUACAAGAUAAUAAGACCUUCCUAGCAAUGAUAAACCACGUCUUGAAUGUGGAUGGCUUUUACUUCUCCACCACGUACGAUCUGACCCACACUUUGCAGCGGCUGUCAAACACUAGUCCGGAAUUUCAGGAAAUGAGUCUCUUGGAAAGGGCGGAUCAGCGGUUUGUGUGGAAUGGUCACCUUCUGAGAGAACUCUCUGCGCAGCCAGAGGUUCACCGGUUUGCCCUUCCAGUGCUGCAUGGCUUUAUUACAAUGCACUCGUGUUCUGUUAACGGCAAACACUUCGACUGGAUUCUCAUCUCGAGGAGGAGCUGUUUCCGAGCCGGCGUGCGCUACUAUGUCCGAGGGAUUGAUUCUGAGGGCCACGCAGCCAACUUUGUGGAAACGGAACAGAUCGUGCACUACGGUGGAAGCAAAGCCUCGUUCGUGCAGACGCGAGGAUCGAUACCAGUUUUCUGGUCCCAGAGACCCAACCUCAAGUACAAACCGCAGCCACAGAUCAACAAAGUAGCAAAUCAUAUGGAUGGUUUCCAGAGGCAUUUUGACUCGCAGUUAAUUAUUUAUGGAAAACAAGUCAUAGUCAACCUGGUGAACCAGAAGGGGUCAGAGAAGCCGCUUGAACAAGCGUUCGCAACCAUGGUGUCCUCCUUGGGAAAUGGAAUGAUCAGGUACGUCGCCUUUGACUUCCACAAGGAAUGCAAGAACAUGCGGUGGGACCGACUGAGCCUUCUGCUGGAGCAGGUAGCAGACAUGCAGGACGAGCUGAGUUAUUUUCUAGUGGACUCGACCGGCAAGGUGGUGGCGACCCAGGAGGGCGUGUUCCGCAGCAACUGCAUGGACUGCCUGGACCGCACCAACGUGAUCCAGAGCCUGCUGGCGCGGCGCUCGCUGCAGGCCCAGCUGCAGAGGCUGGGCGUUCUGCACGUGGGACAGAAGCUUGAAGAACAAGACGAAUUUGAGAAGAUUUACAAAAAUGCCUGGGCCGACAACGCGAACGCUUGCGCCAAGCAGUACGCAGGGACCGGCGCCCUGAAGACCGACUUUACCAGAACCGGCAAGAGGACUCAGCUGGGACUCCUGAAGGACGGCUGGAACUCGCUGCUCCGGUAUUACAAGAACAACUUUUCUGACGGCUUCCGGCAGGACUCCAUAGACCUGUUCCUUGGGAACUAUUCGGUGGAUGAGUUAGACUCUCACAGUCCCUUAAGUGUCCCGAGGGACUUGAAGUUCCUGGCUCUGCCCAUCAUCAUGGUGGUGGCCUUUUCCAUGUGCAUUAUCUGUCUGCUGAUGGCCGGUGACACCUGGACAGAAACGCUGGCCUACGUGCUCUUCUGGGGAGUCUCGAGCUUCGGCACCUUCUUCAUCAUCCUGUACAACGGCAAGGAUUUCGUUGACGCCCCCCGGCUGGUCCAGAAGGAGAAGAUAGACUGAGUCUGUGUCUGUGGAAAGCGGCUCGGCUCGGAAGACUCCGCCGUGCAGAGCUGGAGUCUUUACUGACCCGCUUUCCACAGCAGCCGGGGCCGCGCACGGCCGUGGCCCGGAGCACGCUGGGGCUCUGUCCACGUGGGUGGCAGCGCCACGUCCUUCCGUCCGGCGUCACUGUCCCGGCGACCUCCUCCUCACCGUCGGGACCGUCACGCCGCCAAGAGCUUCAGCUGUUCCGCGGUGCAGAUGCGACCUGAGUUCAGCUCACAGGACGGAAGGAACCUGCUCAUCGUCCGUUUAAUCAGCUCUUGCAGAAUUAGUGAUAUUUAAAAAUCCAGCUUCUUUCACGACUUAAAACAGUGAAAUUAUUUUUCUAGCUCGGUUUCAUCUUUGCCAUCACGGAAGCAGUGGCCGUCGGCAAGCAUACUUCCCCGCACCUCUCUGGACUUCCCUAAAAAGUGUAAUAAUAAGCUAACUCCGCUCUGUGUACAAGAUGUAAGUCUUUUACAUUCACCGAGGAGUUGGGCAAAACAGACUGUGGCUUUGUGGCGGGCGGGGCGGGGGGCCGUGUUCUUGGGAGUUUCAGUCCGGCUGCCUUCCGAGGGGCAGCCCAGUGUGAGUGUGGUGAAGAAGUUCAGGUAUUCUCUCUCUUUUCUAAAGGUGUAAAUGAAAUCAAAGGAUGUAAAGUCUCUCUCUUAUGCUAAUGGUCCAAAGCCGGCUCUCUGUAAGGACUGCCCCGGUGUGUAAAGCACCCUCGGUUGGCCCGCCACUUCCUCCCGGGCACUCUGGUUUCCCUGGGGCCCUCCGUGGGGACGCAGGGCCCCCGAGGGGCUCUGUGCCGGGGCGGCAGUGACGCCGAGGCUGCAGCCGCAUCCCCACGGAGGGCAUCUCGGAGUUGCCGGCCUGUGCCGGGCUUCUGCGCGCCACCAGUGGGCGCGUCCGAACCCAGUGCGCUCUGGUGGGGUGUGGCUCUCCAAUCAGGGACCAGCGUCAGCGUGAAUUUACGUGAACAAACCAACCUGGAAACACGCUUCAGCAGCUGUGCGUAGGCCUGAGUCGGGCUGUACACUCAAACUGUAAUUAUGAGGUUUAAAUAUGAGAAGAGUCUGUGAGGUAGUGUCAUUGCCACUGUUUUAAAACAGUUCGGUUAAGUACUGCUACAGUAUUUGUGUUGUGCUUGAAAAUAUGUACAGUUUUCAAUAGCAAUCUUGUUUUCCUUAAACAUCUUUAAAAGCACCCUUAUUUCAACAUUACCUUUUUUUUCAUCAUUAUCUUUUGUAAACAUUAAAAAGAAGUGUUGCUUUUAGAAACUCUAAAGGCAGUAAUAGCUGGAAAACCUUCUGUAGCUUAAAUCAGUCAUUAAAACUCGCACUAGGGUAAGUAAUUAGAACUACCUGUCCCUAACGUGUAAAUAGGCAGAAUUUGUCCCAAAGACGAAACGCCGAGAAUCGGCCCCUGCCCGCUGCAGCGAGUCUCUCUGACGCCGCCGGUGGGCCGGCUCUGCCGUGGGGGCGGGAGGGGGGGGGCCGAUGCCGGCAUGGUGGGCCACACCCUGCCGUGCUCUGUUCUGAACUCACGUACUGUAUAUCCGUAAGUGGAAAUAAAAUGUCAUAUUUUCUAACCAC